AGCUUUAAACUGUCCAACUCGCAACUCGCGUUUCUCUAUAAGGGAUCUUUACCACUUUCCUGCCUAUGCGGCCGGACUGCCGUGCCUCUCCCCGCGCAGAGCCCGGCGGCUUCCAGGCGCUGCCCAGAUCUCUUCCUCCGACACCCUUAAAAUAAUACUGCAGCCCGGCGCCCCCGCCAUGGAUUCCUUUAAAGGUGGAAUGAAUUUGGAGAGACUGCCCGAGAGCUUGAGACCCCAACCCUCCCAUGACAUGGCUUCCAGCUUCCAUUUGCAAAGAUCCUCGGAGCCCAGAGACCCGAUCGAGAACUCGGCCAGUGAAUCCUCCGACACGGAGGUGCCAGAAAAAGAGAGAAGCGGAGAGCAGAAAAACGAGGACGGGGCCGCCGACGACCCGGCGAAGAAGAAGAAGCAACGGAGGCAGCGGACCCACUUCACCAGCCAGCAGCUGCAGGAGCUGGAAGCCACUUUCCAGCGGAACCGCUACCCCGAUAUGAGCAUGCGGGAGGAGAUCGCCGUGUGGACGAACCUCACCGAGCCCCGCGUCCGGGUGUGGUUCAAGAACCGCCGAGCCAAGUGGAGAAAGCGGGAGCGGAACCAGCAGAUGGACCUGUGCAAGAACGGCUACGUGCCGCAGUUCAGCGGGCUGAUGCAGCCCUACGACGACAUGUACGCCGGGUACCCCUACAACAACUGGGCCACCAAAAGCCUCACCCCGGCGCCGCUCUCCACCAAGAGCUUCACCUUCUUCAACUCCAUGAGCCCCCUCUCCUCGCAGUCCAUGUUCUCGGCUCCCAGCAGCAUCUCCUCCAUGAACAUGCCCUCCGGGAUGGGCCACUCGGCCGUGCCGGGCAUGGCCAACUCCGGCCUCAACAACAUCAACAACAUCAGCGGCUCCUCGCUCAACUCGGCCAUGUCCUCGCCCGCUUGUCCCUAUGGGCCGCCGGGCUCUCCCUACAGCGUGUACCGGGACACUUGUAACUCCAGCCUGGCCAGCCUCAGACUGAAAUCAAAGCAGCACUCCAGUUUCGGCUACAGCAGUUUGCAGAGCCCCGGCUCCAGCCUAAACGCCUGUCAGUACAACAGUUGACGGACUUGACACGAACCACCUCCGACGAACACCGCCGACAAAGCAAAAAAUACUAAGAAAAAAUAAAAAACAAAGCAGAAACAAAGCGACGUUUAACGGAAAUGAAUAUAUAUAUAUAUAUGUAUGUAUGUAGAAACCCGAUGAUGUGUAAAAGCAAAACCCGAGCAAGUGAGAGAGGGAAAGAAACAGCACAAAAAGAAAGCAAAAAGGCAAAACAAUGAUGAUGAUAAUGAUAAUAAAACAAAACCCGAAAGCUCUGCGGACUUCGAUUGUCUAAAAGAUAAUAAUAAUAAACAAAAACAAAUGAAUAGAAAAAGAGAUCCGACGACACAACCAACAAAGCAGCGCUUUAAAAACAAACCAUUUGUAACCAUUAAAAAGCAAACCACCAAAAAAAAUUAAAAAAAAUAAAUAAAAAUAAAAAACCAAAAAAACGGAAAAGGACCAGAAAACUUUUGCAAGAGACACCGAAAUCUGGUACAUGGAUGAGUUGCAAUUUUUCUCUGGAUGAUGCGGGUUGUAUGUGUUUACUUGAACUUGCACAGGAGGUGGUAAGGCGGCCGCUCCCCGCGGCAGCGCGGCCAUUGGGGACGGCCCGGGGGGAGCGCUGGGGGCGGCGGCGGCCGCGGGCGCACGGGGGUGGGGGGUAGGGAGGGGAGGGGGGAAGUUCGGGUGAUGUUUACCACUGAGAAACGGAAUCACGCUCCAAAAAGGAAAAAAAAAAAAAAAAGAAAAAAAGAAGGAAAAAAAAAAAGAAAAAAAGAAUUAAAAAAAAAAGAUUUAGAAAAUAAAUUUUAAAAAAAUGAAAGAAAAAGGGAGGGGAGAAAAAAAAUAUAAUUCGCAGAGUCGGUUCUGCGGGGGGAAAUGGUUAAAAUAUUAGGUAUGAAGCUAUUAAAAAUAAUAAUGACAAGGGUCAACCACUUAUAUAAGGUUAUAUUUAUAUCUGCCGUUACAUUGUGCCGGAUCAUUGUCCUUGGCCGUUGAAUAAACUGUUUUUAAAAUGCA
Gallus gallus (chicken) is the source of this 2092-nucleotide messenger RNA. RefSeq names its product paired like homeodomain 1 (gene PITX1). NCBI's taxonomy places the organism in Eukaryota, Metazoa, Chordata, Aves, Galliformes, Phasianidae. Gene Ontology annotation, cellular component: nucleus. The coding region runs from base 179 to 1087 and encodes 302 amino acids. Gene Ontology annotation, biological process: anatomical structure morphogenesis; regulation of transcription by RNA polymerase II. Gene Ontology annotation, molecular function: DNA-binding transcription factor activity, RNA polymerase II-specific; RNA polymerase II cis-regulatory region sequence-specific DNA binding. The record is from RefSeq and is marked validated. The transcript has 4 exons.